AGUCUGAAUAAGAGCAGAGCGUGGGAGAGCAUCACAGGAUAAUCGUGAAUAAAAUUUCAUCGUGCCGGCAUCAAGUGUUCCCAACGAGGUUGUAACCUGAACCAUGGGUGUAGUUGUGGAAGAUGAUGAUAAGCCAGCAGGUGUGAAAGCCCCUGAUGGAGAAUGGGGUUGGGCCAUUCUCAUUGGAUGUUUCGUCAUCACUGGAUUCUCAUAUGCUUUUCCAAAAGCUGUUAGUGUUUUCUUCAAGGAGUUGAUUAAAGAGUUCCACAUUGGGUACAGUGAUACUGCUUGGAUCUCUUCUAUUCUGCUUGCUAUGUUAUAUGGAACAGGGCCUUUGUGCAGUGUUCUGGUGAAUCGCUUUGGCUGUCGACCUGUUAUGAUGGUGGGAGGUCUAUUUGCAUCAGCGGGUAUGAUACUCGGAUCACUGUGCACCAGCAUACUCCAGAUCUACUUGACUACUGGUGUUAUCACUGGUUUGGGUCUAGCCUUGAACUUUCAACCAUCCCUCAUCAUGUUAAAUCGCUACUUUGACAAGCGUCGCCCAUUAGCAAAUGGCUUAUCUGCAGCCGGGAGUCCCGUGUUCUUGUGUUGCCUCUCUCCAUUAGGCCAGAUCUUGUCAAAGGUGUAUGGAUGGCGAGGAGGUUUCCUCAUUCUCGGGGGUCUGCUGCUGAACUGCUGUGCGUGUGCAGCACUAAUGAGACCCCUGAAACCUACCCGCAAAGAACAAGAGAAAAUAGAAGAAGCAAAGAAAGCACAGGUGCAGAAGAAAACUAAGCUGCUGGAUUUCACUGUAUUUAAGGAUCGAGGCUUUCUGAUAUACACAAUAGCAGCUUCCAUCAUGGUCUUUGGUCUCUUUGUUCCUCCUGUGUUCAUAGUGAACUAUGCAAAAGAUACAGGAGUGCCAGACACAGAUGCUGCUUUCUUAUUGACUAUCUUGGGGUUUGUCGAUAUUUUUGCCCGACCUCUUUGUGGUAUCCUUGCUGGGUUGAAACAGGUCCGGCCUCGCUGUGUGUACCUUUUCAGCUUUGCUAUGAUUUUCAAUGGAAUUACAGAUUUAGGGGGCUCAUUUGCUAAAGAUUAUGGUGGCCUGACAGUAUUUUGCAUUUUCUUUGGAAUGUCCUAUGGAAUGGUCGGAGCACUGCAGUUUGAAGUCUUGAUGGCGAUUGUUGGAACCCAAACGUUCUCCAGUGCCAUUGGACUUGUGUUGCUCGUCGAAGCCAUGGCUGUCUUGGUUGGUCCUCCAGGAGCUGGGAAGCUGUUUGAUGCUACAAAGAAUUUCAAGUACGUUUUCUAUCUGGCUGGGAGUGAAGUGGUUCUGUCUGCCCUGGUACUGGCUACUGCAAACUUCUUUUGUCUACGCAAAAGUACUAAGCCACCUGUGAAAGAGCAAAAGGAAAAUGUGGAAGAAGGAGAGCAGCAGAAGGAACCAGAAGCAGUGGAUUCCAUAGAGGUGGAGCAAUUCUUAAAAGAUGAGACAGGAAAAAAUGGUGAAAUUUUACCAACCCCAGAAACAAGUGUAUGAAGCUUUCAAUGGAAGAAGAAACAGAAUGUUUACAAAAGGUCAAGAGAAACAAGUUUGUGUAUUUAUUUAGAAAUGUGAGGAAUCUCCAUGUAUAAUGGUAAGAGUAGUUUAUUGUGCAGAAUAUUUUUGUGAUUUUUUUGUUUAAAUUGCUGCCUUGCAUUUGUCAUUCAUGUGUGUCUUUCACAAAGGUUUUUUUUUAAAUAAGGGUAUCUGUUGAAAGUGUAAGGGAUGCUUUUAAGAACAUUCUGAAAGAUCAAAUCUACAGAACUGGGAUUCCAUAAAAGGGGAAAGAGGUUAGAUGCACAAAGCACUUGCAGCGAACAACAGCAUUAGUGACAACAGAACACCUGCAGCUUAGGUCAUUGGCCACAAAUGAUGGUUUCCAGAAUUAAAGGAGUGCCAGAUACUCACUAGUAGUGAACCAGCAUGGGUUAAAUAUUUUUUAAAGGAAGCAUAUCUACACCUGCAUCGCUACAGCUCUAUCUUAACAAUACUUGCACUAAGGUUCUAACCCCCAUUCUCCAAAUUUAACAACAAUUAAGAAGGUAGCCAGACUGCUGGUACGUUUUGAACUUAAAAAGUAAUGAGUAUAAAAUGAGACCAAUUUUAUCAAACCUGCUAAUUGUUGAUAUUGGCUUGUUACCAUUGAAGAACGAUCCCACUUUGGUUCGCAUCAUUUAGUACACAAAUCUGACACCCUGUAUUGGAAAAUGAGUCUGUGAUCCACACAUGAUUUUUUAAAUUUCAAUGAUAUUUCUCCUGUAUUAAAACAGUCUUUCUUUUUUUAAACCAAA
Molecule: messenger RNA, 2316 nt
Organism: Carcharodon carcharias (great white shark)
Lineage: Eukaryota; Metazoa; Chordata; Chondrichthyes; Lamniformes; Lamnidae
Product: monocarboxylate transporter 4-like
Exons: 5
Coding region: 104-1522 (472 amino acids)
Biological process (GO): transmembrane transport; monocarboxylic acid transport
Cellular component (GO): membrane
Molecular function (GO): monocarboxylic acid transmembrane transporter activity
Source: RefSeq, a predicted model, not a curated record